Molecule: messenger RNA, 164 nt
Organism: Racocetra persica
Lineage: Eukaryota; Fungi; Glomeromycota; Glomeromycetes; Diversisporales; Gigasporaceae
Source: the annotation of a GenBank genome assembly
AAGAAACAAAAGAAAAAGAAUGAAAGAGAUGGAAGAAAUAAGCAAAAGAAAAUGAGGAGAAUGAAAGAAUACAAAGGAACAAAAGAAAAGAAAAGGAACAAAAGAAAAAGAGUGAAAGAAAAGGAAAGGGAUAAAAGAAAAGAGACGAAGAAAAAGGAACAAAA